Messenger RNA from Macroventuria anomochaeta, 285 nucleotides. RefSeq lists its product as uncharacterized. The transcript has a single exon. The annotation marks the transcript as partial. The record is from RefSeq and is a predicted model, not a curated record. NCBI's taxonomy places the organism in Eukaryota, Fungi, Ascomycota, Dothideomycetes, Pleosporales, Didymellaceae.
CGUUAUCUGACAGCAGCAGAGCAGCUGGGCUGGAGCAUUCUUUGCCUUAUGCCACAUGAUCAAGUUACUUCUACUUGGGUAGAACAGACAUUGCGUGUGCCAGAAUGGGAACUGUGGCUCAAGGCAGUAGAGAAAGUGAACCCUAUUGCAGUAGCUGUAAGCCAUGAACUUGAUACAUGGCUUGGCCCUGCUGCUCUUGCAGGUGGACCUAUCACCCAGCAAGAGCUGCUUAUUAUUGAAGCAAGGUCUAUGCAGGCAGUACUCUCUAGUGUUGAGAUACAAAAC